AUGUACCAGGCUGCAGGUGAUGUUUCAUAUCCUGAAUCAAACGAAGACAGAUACUUACAUUUACGGCAAUACUAUAUUAACCAGGUCAAGGGCGAAAAGCAGAGAGCCGAAAAUGAAACAAUGUCUGGUGCCUUCAAAAGAAUAAUAAAUGAUGAGCCUUUAGAGAAAAUCGAAGGUUAUAUAUACUUUACGACAGAGAUGGCGCCAAGAAAUGCACGAACAAAUAAAGGAUGGAAAGAAGAUUUGUCAUUGCCAAAACUGUAUCAAUGUUGCAUUGCCUGGAUCAGAUUAUUGCAUUAA
Messenger RNA from Trichomonas vaginalis G3, 300 nucleotides. RefSeq lists its product as uncharacterized. NCBI's taxonomy places the organism in Eukaryota, Parabasalia, Trichomonadida, Trichomonadidae. The transcript has a single exon. The record is from RefSeq and is a predicted model, not a curated record. The coding region runs from base 1 to 300 and encodes 99 amino acids.